AUGAGCGCUAUUAUCGUCGAUAAUAAUGAGAUCCAGUACAUCGUUCGUAUUCUCAACACUAACAUUGAUGGUACAAAGAGGAUUGCCUUUGCUCUUACAAAGAUUCGAGGGGUGGGGAGAAGGAUCUCGACUGCCAUAUGCAAGCGCCUUGGUAUCGACCUGGAGAAGAGAGCUGGAGAGAUGACUGAGGAAGAGAUGAAAAGGAUUUCUGAUGCAAUUCUCGAUCCUGCAAGUGUCGGGAUUCCCGAAUCCUACAUGAACCAUCAAAAAGAUAUCAUUGAUGGGACAACAUCCCACCUUAUAGGUACAAAGCUCGAUGCAGAUCUAAGGAUGAUGAUCGAGAGAGGGAAGAAGAAUAAGCGCAUCAGAGCAUGCAGGCUUGAUGUCGGGCUCAAGGUACGUGGGCAAAGAACUAAGUCAAAUGGUAGACGUGGAAAGUCCAUGGGUGUUUCAAGAAAGAAGUAA
Messenger RNA from Encephalitozoon hellem ATCC 50504, 465 nucleotides. Its product is annotated as 40S ribosomal protein S18. Gene Ontology annotation, molecular function: structural constituent of ribosome; RNA binding. The record is from RefSeq and is a predicted model, not a curated record. Gene Ontology annotation, biological process: translation. NCBI's taxonomy places the organism in Eukaryota, Fungi, Microsporidia, Unikaryonidae. Gene Ontology annotation, cellular component: cytosol; ribosome; small ribosomal subunit. Bases 1 to 465 code for a protein of 154 amino acids. The transcript has a single exon.